AUGGCCAUGUCAAGGACCCCAGUGCCUCAGAUCCGUGGGAAAAAUGGUAAAGUCUUCCCCAAGCCUAGCUUGGGGAAAUGGAAGCCCUUAUUGACAUCUCCUUUUCCUCAGAACCCAGACUUUCAUGGUUAUGACCAGGACCCUGUGGUGGAUGUCUGGAAUAUGCGAGCUGUCUUCUUCUUUGGUUUUUCCAUCGCCUUGGUCUUUGGUACCACAUUUGUGGCAUAUCUGCCUGACUACAGGAUGCAAGAGUGGGCCCGCCGGGAAGCUGAGAGACUUGUGAAAUAUCGAGAAGCCAACGGCCUCCCCAUCAUGGAAUCCAACUGUUUUGAUCAGAUCCCAUUACCUGGGGGUAACUACAAAGACUUAAAAUCCUGAGAGUAAGCUCAGCACAUGGCCUGACCUCUAGAACCACCUAUCUGCCAUGCGGUUCACUGCUAGUGGGACUAAGAACUCAGACUAGGGGUGAAAGUUUCCUCAAGUCUUCAGCCUCUUCCCUUCCACAGUGUGGUAAAAGCAAAACAGAAUUUGGAAGCGCUAAGUCUGGUCCUCUAGUCUAAAUCUCAGGGCUCUGUUUGCUUUUUUCACUCCCCAAGACAAGCUGGCAAUAAUCCUAUGUUCUAGAGUUUCUACUGUUGUGAUAAAACAUCAUGGCAACAACUGAACAGUGUUCCAAGAGAGACUUUGCAGCACUGGGUCAUAAAUGGGAUAUCUUUACCAAACUUGUCCCCUCAAGACUCAAGGAUAUUCUCAGAAGAGGAGGCAGAAAUACUGUAAGAGCCAGAGGUGUUGGAGGACGCAAAGGAAACAGUAUCUUCUAGACACAACAAGGCUGAUAUGCAUAGGAACUCACAGAGACUGUGACAGCACAUAUAAGACCUGCAAAAAUUCAAGCC
Molecule: messenger RNA, 896 nt
Organism: Peromyscus eremicus (cactus mouse)
Lineage: Eukaryota; Metazoa; Chordata; Mammalia; Rodentia; Cricetidae
Product: NADH dehydrogenase [ubiquinone] 1 beta subcomplex subunit 11, mitochondrial-like
Exons: 3
Coding region: 1-378 (125 amino acids)
Source: RefSeq, a predicted model, not a curated record